Messenger RNA from Sus scrofa (pig), 5497 nucleotides. RefSeq names its product tripartite motif containing 58 (gene TRIM58). The record is from RefSeq and is a predicted model, not a curated record. Lineage: Eukaryota; Metazoa; Chordata; Mammalia; Artiodactyla; Suidae. Gene Ontology annotation, molecular function: protein binding; zinc ion binding.
AUGACCUCAUGACCUCAACAUAUCCAUCUUGAGUCAAAUCACCUUGCUUCUUCUAUGUCUUUCUCAUUCUCCCCCAUCUCAGAGGUGACAGGGUAGGGAUGGACCAUGCUUGAGAUAUUACUUCUAAUCAAUUCCUUAAGCUACAGAUUUGCCACCUCCAAGACAUGUUUUGCAAAAAUCAUAGCAUGUGCAGUCACUAUAAGACUCCCUGAACUGGGCCAGAUAUUUAUUUAAAUACUUUGAAUUUUUGUUGGUCUAUAGAUCUAUCAUUGUUAUACACUAGUUUUCAAGUAUUUCCCAUUUUCUUAUCUACCCAUUUCUUUAUCAUGAGCUAAUUAACAGGAGGUGGAAAAAAAUAAAGUUUAGAAAAAGAUUUGAAAAAAUCAUUGUGCCGCGUAAGGAUAAGAAGGUCAUGGGGUAGUUUAGAAAAUAAUGGAAGGAAGGAGCUAAGCAAUUCUCCAAAUUUACUGACAGUGAAAACAUGAGUAGGCUCCAAUGAGGUAUGCUAUGAGGGAUUUCGUGAGAAAUGAUCGUUUUGCUAGGAGGCCAAGGUUAGUAGAAGGUUAAUUUUAAUCUUGAGGUUGAGGGUGUCUGAGUUGCAACUUUUCACUGGGAGUAGCUCAUUUAGCCUCUUGAAACCAAGCCAGCGGAUAAAACCCAUCUCGUGUCUGUGGGGAUCCUCCCUGUUGUGCCAGACCACCAGAAGAGAUAGUGCUGGCAGCGAGGAAGGCAGCUGCUAUCAGCCGGGCCAUGCAAGGCGCGGAGGGCCAUGGCCUCAGGGGCGCCUGGAGAGCGGCUGUGCGAGGAGGCCAGGUGCCCUGUGUGCCUGGAUUUCCUGCAGAAUCCAGUCAGUGUGGACUGCGGCCACAGCUUUUGCCUCAAGUGCAUCUCUGAGUUCUGCGAGAAAUCGGACAGCGCACAGAGUGGCCUCUAUGCCUGUCCACAGUGCAGAGGUCCGUUCAGACAGGAGAACUUCCGUCCCAACCGGCAGCUGGCCAGCCUGGUGGAGAGCGUGAGGCAGCUGGGUCUGGGAGCGGGACCCUCGAGUUCGCGCCUGUGUGUAAAGCACCAUGAGGAGCUGACCCGCUUCUGCAAGGAGGACCAGGAGGCGCUGUGCUGGGUCUGUGACACAACCCCAGAGCAUAGGAGCCACCACACAGAGCCACUGCAGGAGGCCGCCAGGUGCUACCAGGUAAAGCUUCAGAUGGCCCAGGAGCUUGUGAGGAACGAGAUGGAGGAAGCUUCGACUCAAGAGGCUAAUAUAGGGAAGAAAACUGUCAUUUGGAAGGAGAAAGUGGAAAUACAGAGGCAACGCUUCAGGUUGGAGUUUGAAAAGUAUCGUGGCUUCCUGGCCCUGGAGGAGCAACUGCAGCUUAGAAGACUGGAGGAGGAGGAGCGAGCCACCCUGCAGAGACUGAGAGAGAGCAAGAACCAGCUGGUUCAGCACAGCAGGGCCCUGAAGGAGCUGGCAGAAGAGCUGGAGGAGAGAUGCCAGCGCCCACCCCUGGGUCUGCUAGAGGGUGUGGGAGGAGCCUUGAACCGAAGUAAGAGUGUCACACGACUGGAGCCAGAGAUCAUUCCCAUGGAGUUGAAGACAAUGUGUCGCAUCCCUGGGAUGAGGGAAAUGUUGAGAAAGUUCCAAGUUGACAUAAAACUGGAUCCUGCCACGGCACAUCCUAGCCUCCUCUUGACUGCUGACCUACGCAGUGUGCAGGAUGGAGAACUGUGGAAGGAUGUCCCCAACAACCCUGAGCGAUUUGACACAUGGCCCUGUGUCCUUGGUUUGCAGAACUUCUCAUCAGGGAGGCAUUACUGGGAAGUUGUGGUAGGAGAAAGAGCAGAGUGGGGAUUAGGUGUCUGUCAAGACACAGUGUCAAGAAAGGGAGAAACCACACCAUCUCCUGAGAAUGGGGUUUGGGCCUUGUGGCUACUGAAAGGGGGUGAGUACAUGGUCCUUGCCUCCCCAUCAGUGCCUCUUCUCCACCUGGAACGGCCACACUGCAUUGGGAUUUUCUUGGACUAUGAAGCAGGUGAAAUUUCCUUUUACAACGUCACAAAUGGGUCUUAUAUCUACACAUUCAACCAACUGUUCUCUGGUUUUCUCCGACCUUAUUUUUUCAUUUGUGACACAACUCCUCUUAUCUUGCCACCUUUGACCAAAGUGGAGUUAGAAAAUUGGGCAUAUAGGGGUCAUUUGGAUGAUCCUUCCUAAAAUUCUGUUCCUGGGAUACUCCCUAAGCCUAGCAAAGUUUCCUAGAGUAGAAUGGAGCAUAUGAAUGUGUGAAGGCUCAACAGAUGUCCCCAUAGGUCAGCAGUUUACUCCUUGUCACUAUGGAAAUUUUCCCAUAGGGGAAAAAGAGAAAAAUAUAAAGCAUUUGCAUUUGGAUGAGGAUUGUAUGGUAUAAUAAUUUUAGAAAUGGACCAGUCUCAUCACUUUUCCACAAAUGACUCCAUUAUGUUUCUUAUUUUUUACAUUAUUUAAAGUAUUAUUGAUUUACAACAUUGUUCCAAUUUCUGCUGUACAGCAAAGUGACCUAGUAAUAUAUAUAUAUUACUAUAUAAAAUGUAGUGCGUGUGUGCGUGUGUGUAUUAUUUUUCUCAUAUUAUCUUCCAUUAUGUUCUCCCAAGAGAUUGGAUGUAAUUCCCUGAGCUAUUCAGUAGGACCAUGUUGUUUAUCCAUUCUAAAUGUAAUAGUUUGCAUAUAGUAACCUCAAACUCCCCAUUCAUUCCACUUUCUCCCCCUCCCCCUUGGCAACCACAAUUCUGUUCUCUACUUUCUUGAUAAAGUUUUCUUUAAAUGAAUGGAAGUCGUAUUCAACAAGAUAUUUAUCAAUUUAAUGUCUCAUUCCUCUUAACAUCCCUUCAGUGUCUUCCAUAUAUUAAAAAUUAUAAAUGACAGUUCAUAAAUUAUUCAAAAUAGUCCAAUAUUGUCCUAGCAUCAGAUCCAUCAUUCUCUUUCUCCUUCACCUUAUUUUCCUUCUUUUCUUCUUAUUCUCUCUUCUUUCUCUCUCUCAGUCUUUCUGCCUCUACAUCUUUCUCUCUCUCACUUUUUUUUCUUUUUAUUGCUUCAUUUAUUAUUUUGCUUUAUACCUCUUAUGGUUCAACCUUCCAUUUCCUUCUAGGUUAAUAUAUCACAGAACCAUCCCUUUAUAUUCAUGAUUCCUAUGACUAAUCAAUCACUCUUUAAAUCGUCUUUACUCAGGGGUGAGUUUUUGAGAAUGAUGAAAUCCAUUCCUCUGAUUGUAACAUUGCUGAAUCUUGUGCUAUACCCCUUGCAACUUCUUCAUUAUCUUUGGAUACAGUUUUUAUUAAUUUAAACUUGACUUACAAUAUUGUGUUAGUUUCAGAUGUACAGCAUGGAUAUAUUUUUUAGAAUAGAAAUUCCUCAGAAUUCUGACUCAAUUAGUUAUUUGCCCUAGCUAUAUACUAGUUUUAAGUCUUCAAAUAACCCCUCUGCCUCUCAGUCUCAGCUAUUUAGUGUGAUUCCUGUACCUGGAACAAUGGAACAAUGAUAUUGACCUCACAAUGUUUUGGGAAUUAAUUAAGGUUGUGGUUUAUGUGAUGGGUUUAAAUUCAACUUUAUUAUUUAAAUAUAAUAUAAAAAUGACCAUAAAAAUGAAAUAAUGAUAAUAUUUGACUAAUUUUUAAGGUUUAUCCUAUACAUGUUCAACAAGAUUAUUAAAAAUUAUUGAAAGAUAAUUUCACUACUAUCUUUCUCUAUAUCUAUGUCUGAUAAGCAAUUUCUAACCACAUACUAAAAUGCUUAAGUAGGAGUUCUCAUUGUGGUUCAGAGGGUUAAGAACCCAAUGUUGUCUCUGUGAGGAUGUGGGUUUGGUCCCUGGCUUUGCUACAUGGGUUAAGAAUUUGUCAUUGCCAUGAGCUGCGGUGCAGGCCAUAGAUGUGGCUCGGAUCCAGUGUUGCUAUGGCUGUGGCGUAUGUUCAGCUGCAGCUCUGAUUUGACCCCUAGCCUGGGAACUUCCACAUGCCACAUGUGUGGCCCUAAAUAAAUUAAUUAAUUAAUUAAGAAAAUAAUAUGCUUAAGUGCUAAGUGUUUAAAUGCUAAAUAAUCAUGAAGGAAUAUAAAGUUGAUAUAACAUCAUUCUGAUAAUUAUCUGCCAAGUCUUUAAUCCUCCACUUUAACUCUACCUUGAAUUUUCAGGAGUUUUCUCUUCCAGAGAUUUCUUUGAAUAAAAUCUUUUACAUUCUUUGCAAUAAUAUUACUUAGUUUUCUUUCUAUAUUUCUGACAUAUUUCUUUUCAGACUUAUUGAAUUUGGAGGAGCAUUAUGGAGUAUAAUAAUUUUAGAAAUGGAGAAACUUCAUCAAUGUCUCCACCUAUUUUUCGAUGAUGCCUUGUAUUAAACAAAGCUUUUUGUACCUUCAUGUUUGAUACAUUUAUGUUUAAUCAUGAGCAAACCAUUCUCCUCUCUGUCUCUUUUAGAAACAGAGAAAAUAAUAAUGUCCCCUUACUUCCUUUUUGUUAAUACUUUAUACACCAUGCAUGCACUAAGCCUUUUCCAUUCAUGAUCUAAAUAGGAAACAGGCUCAAACCCUGGGUCUCCAUACAUGCUUCCCCAUCAGCAAAGCUUAAAUGGGGCCUGGAAACUUAGUGUAACACCUGAGUAUUCAUGUUGCUAUAGCAUUUCAUGACAGGAGUCAUGAUGGAGAACAUAUACUCAGAGCAGUAGGGCUCCUUUCCCAUAAGGAUCAAGAAGGACAGGGUCACUGGUCUAAGAUCAUGUCACACCUGGAGGUUCCACCUAUUCAACAGGACAAGGAAGCCUCAUGGGCUCAGGCCUUUCACUCUCUUCAAAGGAUAAAAAGGAAAUCCCAAGAAUAUCACCUCCCCACCAAGAAAGCUAACAUCCUAGUCUCCACUGUCUUCCUUUAACACUGUUAUCUCAUUGUACAACAGACUCCCAGACUCAGGAAUAUCUGAUCACUUGUUCCUUCUCUGACUCUGACAUCCUUUCCCUUACUUCACUUUUUAUUCUUCUCCAUUUAUCCUGGCUUCCUGACUGGGUUUACAUUAGGCACUUCUUGCCCUCGGGCCUUUCUGCCAGCUGUGCCCACUACCUGCAAUUUCCUUUGCCCAGAUUUCUUUUUAAUUCAUUCCCUUUCUUUUUUAAGCAUGCUCAAAUCCAUCUUCUCAGUGAGAACCACACAAUCUGACCCAUGCCAAAGCCCUCUCACCCUCCCAUUCCCCUUCACUGGGUCUAAUGGAGGCACUUUCCUUCAAUAUAGUGCUUAUCAAUUUCUAAUGUAUUAUAUUGUUAUUCUAUUUAUGGGGUUUACUUUUUCCAAUUUUGGUUUUUGUUUGUUUUUUGCUUUUGCCUUUUCUGGAUAGAAUGUAAGCACCCUGAGGGGAGGGACCUUUGUGUAUUGAUAAUGAUAUGUUUGCCAUAUUUCAAACACCCCAAGUACUGCUUUGUGUGUGGCUAUCAUUCAGUGCCUAUUUGUUGUAUAAAUAAAUGGUUAACUUUUGGCAGGGGGAGUUAA